Triticum turgidum subsp. durum (durum wheat) is the source of this 1098-nucleotide messenger RNA. Lineage: Eukaryota; Viridiplantae; Streptophyta; Magnoliopsida; Poales; Poaceae. The record is from the annotation of a GenBank genome assembly.
AUGGGCCGCACCGCCGGUUCCUCGUCGGGGCAGAAGAGGAAGAGCGCGGGAGGAGGUGACGAAGAGGGCGAGCUCGUCGCCGAUGAGCCACUCUGGCGCUUGUCCCUCGGCUCCAUCUACGGCAGCAGCGCCGGCUUGGCGGCUCCGCCGAUGAAUGCGCCGCCCUGCCUCCAUGUGACGCAGGCACCGCCGGUGCCGCGGCGUACCUCGCCUGUGUCGCCGCCAGCCGCCGUCAGUCUAGUGGCGCAUGUCCAGAUGCACGCGGACGGUGCGGCUUUCAUCGCCGCCGGAGCCGGCCAGGUCCUUUCUUCACCAACGCUGUUUGAUGUGGUUGCAUCGGCCGCCAUUCCCCUGGCGGCGAAACAAGCGGCGGCUCCUCCUCUCGUGCCGCCGAUAAAACAGGACGCGGUUGCACCGCGGGCUUCACCUCCUGCACACCACCAAUCACCCCGGCGGCGCGUCACCAACAGCGCUCUACCCCAGCCGGCCGCCGUCGACGGUGCCACCGCGGCCAACAAUGCCAUCACCGUCGGGGCUUCGAGCGCCACUGCUUCACCGCCUUCCAUCAACGGUGCCACACCCGCUUCCCCACUGUUUCCGUGGGCGACCAACCGUGCCGCCAUACAUCACCCAGUCUCCUAUCUCUUCGAGCGGGGCAUCACCACCGUGGAGGGUGAGGUGAAGUGCAAACGCUGCGACCUCCUGAAGACGGUCUCCUACAACAUCGCCGUCAAGUUCAAGGAGGUCCGCGACUUCGUGUCCCACAACAUCCACGACAUGGAUGACCGUGCACCUAAAGCGUGGAUGAGCCCCGUCGUGCCAGACUGCGACGGGUGCGGGCAGAGGAACAGCCUGCGGCCGGUGAUACCGAAGGAGAAGGAGAGGGUAAAUUGGGUGUUUCUGCUGCUGGGGCAGACGCUUGGGCUAUGCUCGCUGGAACACCUCAAGUAUUUCUGUGCGUGCACAGGUCAACACCGCACCGGCGCCAAGGACAGGGUGCUCUACUCCACCUACAUGGAGCUUUGCAGCCAGCUCUGCCCUGACAGGCUCUUCAACCUGACCGCGGAGAGGCAGAAGAGGGGUCAGCAGUAUUCCUGA